Molecule: messenger RNA, 3423 nt
Organism: Anguilla rostrata (American eel)
Lineage: Eukaryota; Metazoa; Chordata; Actinopteri; Anguilliformes; Anguillidae
Gene: mkrn2os.2
Product: MKRN2 opposite strand, tandem duplicate 2
Exons: 4
Coding region: 1314-1976 (220 amino acids)
Source: RefSeq, a predicted model, not a curated record
AUAGGAAUACACAAUCAGGGAAUCGGUUGUGUAUUCCUAUAUGUGGACUUUCUAUUGAAUGAUAUUCUUGAAAACAACAUAAUGAUAUAUGCAUCUUUGUUUUAUUUCCUGACUCAAAGAUUUUGAAAUAGAAUAUUCUAUAAUUAUUUUUAAAUAGUUAAUUGGAUCCCUGGAAAUAAUGGAAGUAUAUUAGUGUACAGGUAGCUAGUUUACAUAUUAAUUUGUGGGGAGGGCAAGUUUUGCAGGCCCAUUAGCAGUGUUUUAAAAAGCUGAUCAGUAACAGGAAGCUUAUUCUGUUUCAGCUCUAGUGAUCUCUCUAGUGAUCACCUAAUGGCCUACCUCUGCCUUUGAACAAAGACACUGUAUUGUCGCAGAUUCUGAGCUGCUCAUCUUGUGACUGACACCUAAUUGACACUAUAGCUGGGUGACAUUGUCUUGUUGCAUUUGAGGAAUUAAGCUGUGGAACAAUUACGAGCCCACAAAUAAUUAAUAAGAAACCUAAUCUCUGUAUUUUGAGAAUACCCAGUAAAAACAAAAUAAAAAACAAUAUUAUGUUUACCACGUUGGGCAUGCAUUCAAAUGAAAAUGUACCACUUUUCAUCCAAAAUAUUUGUACUCAUUGGAGGAGCAGUUCGAAGUAUUUUUAAAAGCAUUUUAAAAUGGUUUUGGACAUUUAAAAAAUGACACUUGCAUAAUGGUAUAUAUUUACAUGAGAAUAAUCCAAUCUUGCAACAAACAAGGCCCUGUACUGCGCAGAAUGCGCUCAGAGAAAGCUUCCCCCUGCUGUACCCUUGUGCUACACGUCUGUCUGUGACUUUUUCCAUCCCCCCUUUUCUGUUAUUUCAUUCCACAUGAUUACUUGUUUGUCGAAUCUGGAACAGCUAGCACUGUAAGAUAAAUGUACAGAAAUUAUCCCUUUUGUUUUUGUCAGAUCUGGAACAGAUACUGCUAAAUGGUGAUUAAACCAAACAGCCCAAUAAAAACAUAUAUCUUUACAUUACCCAGUUAAAUAGAAAAAAAAUUCCCUUCAUCUUUUAAAAAAGAAAAUGUGUUCUCUUUUAUGCACACACAUUACCAAGCUGUACUUUUUAAAGACAGAAAAAAGGGCGGAUCAGUUGACAAACACACAAGGGGGUUGGGGUUAGGUGCAACCCGAUACACCACUGAUGCAGGGCUACAAGUUACCGGCCAUUCUCUGUGGUAAACGUCACAGCCCAGUGGCAUAAACUUCAGUCACAGCCCCAAGCCGGCAUGGUAACCAGCCUCUUGUCAACAUUCAGAGGGUAUCAGCGGAACUUCCAUGUUCACUUCUCAUGGAUAAAAGCGUGAUCAAAUUCAGCCACUGUAACAAAGACAUUUAUUGCUUCUUUGUGCCGGAGGAAUGCCCAGAAUGUGGAGUCAGCUUCAGUGGCCGGAGACUUGAGGAUGCUCCCAUCAGUAUCCCUAAUCCAUUCUCCAAUGGGCAUAAGGCCCCUUGCUCGUUCCUGGUAGCCCCCACUGAGCACACCUUUCUCAGGGACUUUGAUGGGGAAUCUGACCUACAUACUGGGAUCACUGACACUAAAGGUGUGGUCUACAACUACACAAAGACAGGGGUGCAAAAGGACACCCUGGGAUGGGAGAAGUGCAUAAGCGUGCCUCUGGUUCAGCCAGACAUGUACAGCCUCAUUGAUCAAUGGGACCAGUACCUGGAGAAGUUCUCCUCAGCACAGACUUGGGACCCACAAUGCCAGAGAUUCGAUGAGGAGAAACACAACUGCUAUAACUACACCCUGGCCUUUAUAAACUGCGUACUGGCCACACAGGACAAAAGGGCACUCAGCAAGGAUGAGUUCACACAGAACUUUGUUGUUCCCCGGAUCAAGAGAGCUUCCAAGUACAGAAUGCUGUGCGAGGAGAUCUCCAAAAACUACUUCUACAUUGUGGACAGUCCUCCAAAAGAACCAGAAGAUGGAAACUCUGAGAGAUCAUUUUGACUACCCUGUGACACACUGUUCUCAAACUUGAGGGUGCUGUGUUAUUUGUUUCUUUAUUCCUGAUAUUUACCAAUGAUGAGAUGCAACAAGUAUGCUUGAUUGGUACAUUGAAUUUUUGCUACUAUGGAUAAGACCUCGUAGUCAACCAGGGAAUUACAAUUUAUUUACUUGGAUCAGUAUUCAAAGCCUCCUUAAAUAGCAAACAAAUGAAACAAGCCAUGAUAAAUCAUAAAGAUCUUGCAUUAUUAAACAAUGUGUUGAAACAAAUUUUCUUCUCCGAGAGUGGAAGCAGACUUCUCCACAUCGACUCAUUCAAGACCUGAAUGUUGUGAACCUUGCCCCCAAAUAAUUUUUGACCAGAACGAUCAAGCUGACAGCUUGUAAGUUAAACCUACGUUACUACACUUUAAUUUGCUCAAUAAUUUCCUCUCUCCACCUCAGCUGACAUGUGGUAAGUGCUGAGGUGAAUCAAUUGUCGCAUAUUUUGGAUCACUGUUCUGUUAUAGGAUGAAGUGCCAUCCAAUAAGUUUGGAGGCAUUCAGUUAAACCUCAGCAGAAAAGAUGCUAAAUUACUAUGAGCAGUUACAUCAUAAAUUAAGACAAGUGAGCCAGUAUCUGUGGCAGCCAUACAUGCCCAAACCAUAACACCCCCACUAUGUUAACAGAUGAGGGGAGUGCUUUGGAUCUUAGGCAGUUUUUUUAUGGCCUCUACAAUUUGCUUUUGCCAUCACUCUGAUACAAGUGAAUCUUGCUCUCAACUGUCCACAAGACCUUUUGCCAGAACUCUGGGUCUUUUAGAUACUUUUUGGCAAACUGUAGCCAGGCCAUCCUGUUUCUGUUCAUGAAGUCCUCUAUACACAGUAGUUACUGACACAUCCACGCCUGCCUCCAUACAGGUGAUUUGGGGGUUAUCAACUGAAGAUGUCUUCCUUGGCCUACCAAGCCCUUUCCAAUUAUGGAGUUUUAUAAAAUUAGCAGUUUGAUUUUAGGUUUCCUUGUUUGCCACUUAAAUAGGUUUAUAUGCUUAUUAUAAAAUGUUACGUUUAAACACAGACACCAACCUACAAUUUUUCAUUAUCAGAUUAAUCAUUUUGUUAUUAUGGUUAUUCCAAAGUAGUCAGUAUGUGACUACUAGUACUUCCAUACUAGUCGUCACAAUUAGUUUGGUUGUAUGAUGCAGGUUAACUUGUCUUACACUAUAAUUUAAGGUACUGUUAUCUUUCCAGUUAAUUAUUAGAUCUAUAUGUUUAUGUAUUUUGCAUUAAAGUGUAACUGUCAGGUAGAUUAGCUGUAGUAUAUUCUGCUUUAGUUUUUCAGAUUCAUGCAUAUUAACUACUAUUCUUUCAAUUCUCUACCUAUGUUACAACUCUUGUUGUUUCUGUAAUAUGUAGGCCAUUCAAUGUAUCAUGCCAUGUUAAGUUUGUACAUUACAGCUUAUUCCAAAUAA